AGCGCCCGGGGCCGCAUGGCAGCGGAACCGGCACCGGCACCGGCACCGGCACCGGCACCGGCACCGACACCGGCACCAGCAGGAGCAGCGGGGCUCGGCGGCUCCUCCGGCCGCCCCGGCUCCUCCUCACCCCGGUCACAUGAGGCGCCCCGGCCGCUCAGAUCCGGUGCGGGCGGAGUCGCGGCCGGACCGGGCUGGCACCGGCGCAGCCCCGGCCCCGCGGGGUCCCGCUCCGCCUCUGUCCCGGUACCGGCACCGCAGGGUCCCGCUCCGCCUCUGUCCCGGUACCGGCCCGGGAUCCCGCUCCGCCUCUGUCCCGGUACCGGCCCGGGAUCCCGCUCCGCCUCUGUCCCGGUACCGGCACCGCAGGGUCCCGCUCCGCCUCUGUCCCGGUACCGGCACCGCAGGGUCCCGCUCCGCCUCUGUCCCGGUACCGGCCCGGGAUCCCGCUCCGCCUCUGUCCCGGUACCGGCACCGGCACCGCGGGGUCCCGCUCCGCCUCUGUCCCGGUACCGGCCCGGGGUCCCGGCCAUGCCCGGCUCCCGCUGCCCGGUGCUGCCGGUGCUGCGCUGGCUCCCGCGGUAUUCCCGGGCCUGGCUGCCGCUGGACGUGCUGGCGGGGCUGGCCGUGGGACUGACCGCCGUGCCCCAGGCGCUGGCCUACGCCGAGCUGGCCGGGCUGCCGCUGCAGUACGGCCUCUAUUCCUCCUUCAUGGGCUGCUUCGUCUACUGCAUCCUGGGCACGGCCAAGGACGUGACGCUGGGUCCCACGGCCAUCAUGUCCCUGCUGGUCUCCUCAUACGCCUUCCACGAGCCCGUCCAUGCCGUUCUCCUCGCCUUCCUCUCUGGCUGCAUUCAGCUGGCCAUGGGGCUCCUGCACCUCGGAUUCCUUCUGGAUUUCAUUUCCUGCCCUGUCAUUAAAGGGUUUACAUCAGCUGCUUCCGUCACCAUUAGCUUCAACCAGAUCAAGCUGCUGGCACCCGGGACACCGGCAAAACCAGGAUAUUGUCUUUGGUCACUCGCAGGAGGCACUGGGUGGUUCCCUGGCACGAACAUCCUGGGGCUGCAGGGGAUCCCGAGGCAGUUCUUCCUGCAGGUCUAUGAGACGCUGCGGAGGAUCGGGGAGACCAGGGCUGGGGACGCUGUGCUGGGGCUGAGCUGCCUGGCUGCGCUGGCAGGGCUCCGGGCCAUGAAGAACCACCUGCCUCGAGCCUCCCCUGCAGGGCCACUGGCUGUCAGGAUCAGCUCCCUGAUUGUGUGGAUCUGUGCCACAGCUCGCAAUGCUCUCGUUGUCCUGUUUGCUGGCCUGGUGGCUUACUCCUUCCAGGUGAUGGGCUCCCAGCCCUUCCUGCUCACCGGCAGCAUCCCGCAGGGCCUCCCCGCCUUCCGGCCGCCACGCUUCUCCCUGGCAGCGCCCAACGGCACCGUCCCCUUCCAGAGCAUGCUGCAGGACAUGGGGGUCGGGCUGGCCGUGGUGCCGCUCAUGGGGCUGCUGGAGACCGUGGCCAUCGCCAAGGCUUUCGCCUCACAGAAUGGUUACAGGAUUGACCCCAACCAGGAGCUGCUGGCUCUGGGCGUCGCCAAUGUCCUGGGCUCCUUCGUCUCCUCGUAUCCCAUCACGGGCAGCUUUGGCCGGACGGCGGUGAAUGCUCAGUCAGGGGUCUGCACCCCCGCGGGAGGGCUCGUCACAGGUGCCCUGGUCCUGCUGUCCCUGGCGUACUUCACCUCUCUCUUCUGUUACAUCCCCAAAGCGGCGCUGGCCGCUGUCAUCAUCUCGGCCGUGGUGCCCAUGUUCGACGCCGGCAUCUUCCGCACGCUCUGGCGGGUUAAGAGGCUGGACCUUGUGCCCCUCUGUGUGACAUUCCUGCUCUGCUUCUGGGAGGUUCAGUAUGGAAUCGUGGCUGGGGUGCUGGUUUCUGGGAUUCUCCUGCUCUACUCCCUUGCCAGGCCCCCAAUAAAGGUGUCGGAGGGGGCGGUGCUGCUGGUCCAGCCGGGGAGCAGCCUGCACUUCCCAGCCGUGGAGCACCUGCGGGACGCGGUGUGCAGCCGUGCUCUGGCAGCAGCAUCUCCACCACGCUCCGUCAUCCUGGACUGUUGCCACAUCAGCAGCGUUGAUUACACGGUGGUGGUGGGGCUGGCGGAGCUGCUGCAGGAGCUGCGCAGCCACGGCCUCUCGCUGGCCUUCUGUGGCCUGAAGGACCCUGUUCUCCAAGUCCUCCUGUCUGCAGACUUAGAAGGAUUCCAGCAUUUCCCCAGCUGGGAGGAGGCAGAGCGGAGCAGGGGAGCGGAGCUGGGGGGCAGCGGGGCAGAGCCCUUCACCAGCACUGCCGAGAGCACCGGGCUCAUCCAGUGACACCAGCUUGGGCUGAACGUGCUGGGACACCCCAGGGACACCAACAAUGCUCCGUGGGAGCCACCUGCCCCAGCCAGGCCUCCUGGACACCGAGAGCAGAGCCAGCCCAACCCCACACGGGCUGGGGGACAAAACUGUUCCCUGUCACAGUGACCAGUGCAAAGCCCUCCUUCCUCCAGGGAGCUGCUGCUGUUUUUUAAAGAACUGUUUUAAUUCUGGACUCUUUUCAUGCUCUGGGCCGCUCCAGUGAUGACUCAGGGCGUGAUUUCGUCAAAGUUAUUUCAGGGCUGCCUGUGCUGCCCUCCAUGCGGACAUGGGGGCUCAGCCUCCGGCUGCUGGGAGAGGGAAAACAUCUGGGGUUGUGGUCCCGACUGAUUUUUAUCCUUACUAAUUCUUAUCUUUUUUAUCCUUGUCUGUGGGGUGUUGUGCCAAACCCUGUCCAGGCUCUGGGCUGGGCUGUCACCCUGGGGUGCAGCCCCUGGCCUGGGCCCUGCCGAGGGGACAGGCACGGUGGCACCGGGCUGUGCCCAGCUGUGCCAUGGGGCCAGCACCUGCUGGGCAAUUCAGUUCCCCUGAAGAGCCCUCGGGCGACGGUGAGGGUGUAAUAAAUCAGAAAUUGCUAAU
This is a messenger RNA of Poecile atricapillus (Black-capped chickadee), 2976 nucleotides long. It is a transcript of the gene SLC26A11, whose product is annotated as solute carrier family 26 member 11. Gene Ontology annotation, cellular component: membrane. Gene Ontology annotation, molecular function: sulfate transmembrane transporter activity. Bases 16 to 2352 code for a protein of 778 amino acids. NCBI's taxonomy places the organism in Eukaryota, Metazoa, Chordata, Aves, Passeriformes, Paridae. Gene Ontology annotation, biological process: transmembrane transport. The transcript has 17 exons. The record is from RefSeq and is a predicted model, not a curated record.